AUGUCUUUCGGCAUCUCUCUCAGCGACGUUAUCACUCUCUCAGAGUUAGCGAAAGGGACAUACGAUGGGUGGAGAAAUGCCCCUGAUAAAUAUCGCAGUAUUGUCGGCGACCUUUAUAUGCUUCAAACUACUUUGGACAAGCUGAAUACUGUAGCUAGAGCACCCAAUUCACCUCUUAGAGAAGAUCAUAGCGGCAUGCGCCAGUGGAAGAAGUUGUCGAGUGGAUGCAAGUCUCUCCUCGCUGAGUUAGAUGAAAUUCAGAAGAAAUACUCGACGCUUAAGACGGACGACCACAAACAAACCUGGAAGCGAAUCAAGUUUGGCAGUAGCAAUCUGGAUUCCCUUCGCCAGCAACUCGUGAUCAAGACAGCAGGCCUGAAUGCAUAUCUCUCCGCGCUUGAAUUAAAUUCACUUGGCCGCAUCGAGCACGAAAUCUUCCCACAGAUGCUCAGCAGAUUGGACCAUUUGGCUGCACGAAGAAGAAAAUGGAACGAGUCUUCCUCUUCCCUUACAACAUAUAAUGACGAUGAUAAAGUAGUCUGGAAGAAAUUUCGGAGGGAUCUUUACAGCGCGGGCUUUAGGAGCGCAGAUAUCGAGAAGUUCGCCCCCAAGCUCAAGACCUUCCUUGGGCAACUUCAAAGUACUGAACCUCUAGACGGAGUUCCACGAGAAGACUCAUCAAGUCCUACAUCAAAGCGAUCGUCUAUCGUAGAUUCCGAGGCUCCCCAAAAAGGCCCCUCUACAGAUAUAUGGAUCCAGCUCGUCAAUGAGAAUCAAGACAUGGAAAAGACCCGCUCAAAUGGGAAAAAAGGAAAAGAGAGCAAAACAAGGCAAUAUUCUUUGCCAAAUAACUUCCCAGUCAAGCAUACUCCAGGACAUGAUAGUCAACAAAAGCACCACUCUACUACAGAGCAUAUGCAGAAUUCUAUGGGGAACAUGAGAUUUUCGAAUGGGCAGCCUCCAAUCAUCAGCAAGCAAACAAUUUCUGCUGGGAAUGAGGAUUGCUAUAACUUAUACUCAGCAUCAGGUCAAGGUAGAGUCGAGACGAUUAGAGCACUCUUGGCGAAUGGAGCUGAUAUCAAUAUUUCUCGAAAUGAUGGCGCAACCCCAUUACACGAGGCGGCAUUCAAUGGCCACUUCAAGACUGUCGAACUACUCCUUACGAAAGGAGCUAAUAUCACAGCUACAGAUGAAGAAGGGUGGACAGCACUGCAUUAUGCGUCUUAUGGAGGCCACGCUAAAGUUGUCAGACUUCUCUUAGCGAACGGUGCCGAGUUUGCAGUUACAGAAGAAGAAGGGUGGACACCUUUACAUUGUGCUUCACACCAAGGCCAUGUCAAGGUUGCUAUACUACUCAUUGAGAAGGGAGCCAAAGUGACAGCUACAGAUAAGUCCAUGCUGACGCCGCUAUUAAGAGCGACGUACAGAGAGCACUUCAAAUUGGCCGGAUUACUCAGGAAGGAAGUGGCGAAACUCUGA
This is a messenger RNA of Exophiala aquamarina CBS 119918, 1479 nucleotides long. RefSeq lists its product as uncharacterized. The transcript has 2 exons. Gene Ontology annotation, cellular component: cytoplasm. The record is from RefSeq and is a predicted model, not a curated record. Bases 1 to 1479 code for a protein of 492 amino acids. NCBI's taxonomy places the organism in Eukaryota, Fungi, Ascomycota, Eurotiomycetes, Chaetothyriales, Herpotrichiellaceae. Gene Ontology annotation, molecular function: protein binding.